Molecule: messenger RNA, 1783 nt
Organism: Momordica charantia (bitter melon)
Lineage: Eukaryota; Viridiplantae; Streptophyta; Magnoliopsida; Cucurbitales; Cucurbitaceae
Product: protein NRT1/ PTR FAMILY 2.7
Biological process (GO): transmembrane transport; oligopeptide transport
Cellular component (GO): membrane
Molecular function (GO): transmembrane transporter activity
Source: RefSeq, a predicted model, not a curated record
AUAAAGUUUGGUAGACGAAGAAAAUAUGGUUAGAGAAGAAGCUCCAACUUCAGAAUCCCAUGGGAAGCAAGGCGGUUGGGUAACCUUCCCCUUCAUCAUAGGCUGUGUGGGUUGCUUGACGCUGGCCAGCGGGGGAUGGCUUUUCAACUUGAUGCUGUAUUUGAUCCAACAAUACAACAUCAACGCCAUAAACGCUGCUUUAAUUUUCAACGUCGUUAACGGCUGCUGCAGCGUAUUUCCUGUCGUCGGAGCUCUUAUUGCUGACUCUUUUCUUGGCUCUUUCUCUGUCAUCCUAAUUUCCUCUUGCAUCUCUCUUCUGGGCAUAAUUUCGCUAACACUAACAGCAACAAUCAACUCUUUGAGGCCCCAAGGUGAUGAUCCUUCCUCUUCAAAACUCCAAUACGCAAUCUUGUCAUUGGGCAUAAUCCUCGCAUCCAUUGGAGUCGGCGGCUCACGCUUCACGUUAGCAACACUAGGAGCAAACCAAUACGACGUCGUAAAAGAUCAAAACGUCUUCUUCAACUGGUUCUUCUUUACUCUCUACGCUGCGUUUUUUACCAGCACCACGGCCCUCGUGUAUGUUGAGGACAAUGUGAGUUGGGGCUGGGGCUUUGGCAUCAGCCUUGCAGCAAAUGUUAUCGGGCUCGCCAUUUUCUUGCUCGGAAAUCGCUUUUAUCGCCUUGAUAUGCCCCGUGGAAGCCCGUUCACGACGCUCGCUCGAGUUUUCGUCGCCACUGCUCGGAAAAGGUCGCCCCGGCUGCCGUGCCCGAUGGGUAGUGAUGGUUACUAUUAUGGUGAGGAGCCUGUGGCCGGGAAGGUGGUGGAUGGAGUGCCCACGAAGAGUUUUAGGUGUUUGAACUGUGCGGCUCUAAUAACAGAAGGAGAUGUCAAUUUGGAUGGCUCCGUUGCCAAACCAUGGAGGCUGUGCAAAGUACAAGAAGUAGAAGAUUUCAAGACUCUACUUAGAAUUUUCCCUCUCUGGUCAACCAGCAUAUUCCUUGCAGUCCCCAUAACAACCCAAGCAAGCUUAACCAUACUCCAAGCCCUAACCAUGGACCGUCACCUCGGCCCGAACUUCAAAAUCCCUGCGGGCUCCUUCCUCGUCGUUGCCUUCAUCUCCACCACCAUCUUUCUAACCCUAAUCGACCGAUUUCUAUUCCCUCUUUGGGAGAAGGUUAUCGGACGGUCGUCGAGACCCCUCCAACGAGUUGGCAUCGGCCACGUUUUGAAUGUUCUUGGGAUGGUUGUGUCAGCCGUGGUAGAAUCAAAGAGGUUGAAGAUUGCCCAUGCACACCACCUUGAAGGCCAGACUGAGGCAAUAGUGCCAAUGUUGUCCUUGUGGCUUUUCCCGCAGUUGGUUUUGGUUGGCAUUGGAGAAGCUUUUCAUUUCCCUGGACAAGUUGCAUUAUAUUAUCAGGAAUUCCCGACGUCGUUGCGCAGCACAGCAACGGCGAUGAUCUCGAUGGUGAUCUCAAUUGCAUUCUAUUUAAGCACAGCUUUGAUCGAUUUGCUUCGUAGGGUUACGAAAUGGCUGCCGAAUGAUAUCAACAAUGGGAGACUUGAUAAUGUUUAUUGGAUGAUAUCUGUAAUCGGAGUGAUUAAUUUUGGCUAUUAUUUAGUCUGUGCUAAGUGGUACAGGUAUCAAAAUGUUGAACAUGGUGGGAAGGGUGGUUCUGCACUUGAAAAGUGAGAGCUUUAAGUUUUAAAGUUAACUUCCUUAAGAAACGAACAAAAGCCUUGUGAAUCGAUAUGUAUUUUGUGCCAUAAUGCAAAUUGUUGCAUG